This is a messenger RNA of Candidula unifasciata, 168 nucleotides long. The record is from the annotation of a GenBank genome assembly. Lineage: Eukaryota; Metazoa; Mollusca; Gastropoda; Stylommatophora; Geomitridae.
GUGAGUGGGGCAAAAGUCCAGGUGGGCGGGGCAAAAGUCCAGGUGGGCGGGGCAAAAGUCCAGGUGGGUGGGGCAAAAGUCCAGGUGAGUGGGGCAAAAGUCCAGGUGGGCGGGGCAAAAGUCCAGGUGAGUGGGGCAAAAGUCCAGGUGGGCGGGGCAAAAGUCCAG